Schistosoma turkestanicum is the source of this 1236-nucleotide messenger RNA. The record is from the annotation of a GenBank genome assembly. NCBI's taxonomy places the organism in Eukaryota, Metazoa, Platyhelminthes, Trematoda, Strigeidida, Schistosomatidae.
AUUGGAUGUUGGACGCGGUUAUUACAAGUACUGUUGUACAACAUGUGAGAGAAGUAACUAGUAGAAAACUUGCCUCAACAGUUCUGUCAUCUUGUACACUUUACGUCUGGUCUAAUACAUGGCUUGGUCACUGGUUCGUAAAUUGAAUAAGUACAUUAUUUUAUAUAUGUAGAGUCAAAUAAAUUCAGCUGUAAAUAAUAACCGUAAUCGCUACUUGGUACAAUGCAAAAAAUAUAUAAAGGAAAUCUUAAGUUCAGGAGUACUGGGUACCGAGGCAGCCUCACUGGAUAUUAUUGAACUUAUACCCGGAAAUAUGUAUACCAAAAUUGAUGUCAAUUGUAAACUACCCAUUUGUCAUAGUUCCAACAAACUAUUAGUGAAACAAUCACCUACCGCUCUAGCAUCUGAUAUUCAACAAUUUAUCAAUAGUGGAAGUGGUGAACUAAGAUCACUUUUGCGUAAGAAUUAUCCAAAAAUGAAGAUUCCUGUUUUUCAGUUUUUUAUUACCGAAGAAGCUUAUAAAGUAACUGCUCCUUUGAAUGAAUCCAAUGAUGUUGUUGUAUGUGCUACUACUACUACUCCAACAUUUAUUAAACCUAAUAAUGUUUAUGGUUUGGAACGUAAUAAACUUGUCAAUAUAAUUAAUACAAGAUUGAAAGCAAUGAAGAAAAAGUCUCAUCAGUCAGAGUCGAAAAAUUUAAUAUCUGACAAUUAUGAAGAGGUGAAUAUCUCUCCUGAAUAUUCUCAUCAAGCCCGAACUUCCACCGCUGCCUGGGCAAAAUAUUGGAAAGAGAGACAAGACUGGCGAGCUGUAGCUAAACGAGAAAGAAGACUUCGUUAUCAGAGUUUAGGAUUACAAUUUUUAACGCUUAGUCUGGAGAAGAGUAAUGAUAGAGAAGACAUUUGACAUUUGACUAACUAUUGUGUUAAUAGUAGUACUUUUUUCAAUCAGUCCUUAUUGAAGUGUUCUGCUUCAUCCGAUGAAGAAGAAAAAAAAAGACAGCAUUCUCUUUAUUUUUUAAAUAACCGGGGAUUUGGGAUUUGCAGAAUAUUAUUGAUGGAGCACCUCUAAUAACACUCGAGAUGACCUUGUCCACGAUCAUAUUUCAUCGGCAUUUAACUUCCCACUUCAUUCACCUAUUCAUCUCUCUUGUAUUGAAAAUUUCAAAGAAAAUAUUUUCACUGUUAUUCUGUUCUAGUUUCAUUGUUUAUUAUUAUUGGCUAGACGUAGUCCAU